Molecule: messenger RNA, 2175 nt
Organism: Closterium sp. Naga37s-1
Lineage: Eukaryota; Viridiplantae; Streptophyta; Zygnematophyceae; Desmidiales; Closteriaceae
Source: the annotation of a GenBank genome assembly
AUGCACCUCCUCUUCGGCGCCGGUAGUCGCUCCUACCGCCACCCGUCAACGCCGCGAUCCCGCCGCCAUCCCACGACUCCGCGCGUGCUUCACGCGCCCCCGCAGCAGCGACCCUUCGCCGCCACGGUCAUGCUCGCGGCGCUCGCGCUGCUCGCGGCGUGCGUCGCGCUGCGGCCCGACCAGAUGCUGAGAAGAUUCACGAACCGCGGUUGCCCCGCUGCGUCCAGCCUGGCCGAAUACGACCUCGUUCUGAUCGCCGAGGGCAGCAUGGCAGCGCGGGUGGUGGCGUUGUGCGGAAUGGAGGCGCUGGCAGGGGCGGCGGGGUUCUCGCUCAAGGUGCUCUGGCUCACAGACGCGCCCGUGCACGCCGCUCCCUUCCCCUCGCUCUUCUCCCUCCCCGCCCACCCCAAGAUCUCCAAACCCGACCUUCGGUGGGCAGUGGAGGACGUAUCGCCCGAGUGUGUGGCAGGGCCGCUGCUGCAGUCGCCACCACACGGCUUCAGAUACAAAGCAGUGUCAGUGGGGGACUGUGGGGCGGCGACAGGAGUGGGAGGCAGUGCAGCAAGCGGGGUGUUCCGCAUGCCGGUCAGGCUGCUUGUGUCCACUCGAGCCAGCACAUGGGAGGGAUGGGCGGACGACCCGUGUUGGAUGGCGGACGAGUUGGCAGCAUGUCUGCACUCGCUGCAUCCCUCACCAGCCGUGGCACGCCUGCUAGCAGCAGAGGACAUUCCACGUGUGCGCCGCUCCACUGCGGCUUUCCUCGAGGACACCCCUCUGGACACCUGCACCGGCUGCCCCGCCAACAUAUCUCAGAUCAUCCCGCCCUUCUGCGAGGUUUGCAACACGCGCCGCUUCUCCCACUCCCUCGCCGCCUGCACGGCCCGCCGCCUCGCCUACGACUUCCUGCGGGACCCAUCCCUCGACUUCACCAUUGCAUCUGCUCUGCCCUCCGCUGCUGCCGCCGCGGUGGGCAUGUUCCAUGCGUCGCGCGAGCCGCUGCUGCUGGAGAGCAGCAGGCGGAGGGCGCAGCUGCAGUGCUUGGGGAGUGGUGUGAGACGGAGAGGGGUGGCGGAAGAUGGGGGGAUGGUGGGGGGGGGCAGGAGGGCGGAGUGUGCUGAGCUUGAGGUGACGGAGUUCCUAGCGCUAUCACACGCGCCCGCGUUCUUCUCAUCAGUGCCGCUGUCCCCAGAGGCGGAGCUCAUCACAGGGCUCGCCACCGCCCUGCGCGGGGCAGCCGGCCCGCCCUUCCGCCAGGCGCCCGUGUGCACGUCCCCCAAGCUCUUCCCCCUCGCCAGCCUGCGCUUCGCCUACCAGAUGAUCGUCGAUGAGCACCUGGGGUUGAUAUACUGCUUCGUGGAGAAAGUAGCGUGCACGAGCUGGAAGAUGUGGCUGCGCGCCGCACACGGCUUCAGCAACCUCACGGACUACAACUACACGCACCAUGCGCACCUCAACGGGCUCACACUCAUGUACCGGGAUCUAGACGAGGACGAUGCUAUUCGGCAGCUGACCCGGAGGGACCUGGUGAAGUUUGUGUUCGUGCGGAAUCCGUUUUCGCGGCUGCUGAGCGCGCAUGCGGAUAAGCUGGUGAACGGCGGGGAGAAGCACAAUGUGACGCUGUGGAACCAUCGGAUAUUUGGGCGGGAGCGGCUGGAGCAGCAUGGGGAGAGGGUGGAUGUGCCAGUGGGGUUCAAGGCAGCAGUGCGCAUGGUGGCGGAUAUAGUGCGCGAGACAGGGGGCAAUGGGGAUGCUCACAUCGCCACUCAGGCGCAGCUGUGUGGGCUGCACAUGAUCCGCUACGACGAGGUGGGGCGCUUUGAGACUCUGCACGACGACGUUGAGCGCGUGGUCACGCGCCUCAACCGCUCCCACGUGGACCCUGCACGCAUCUUCAAGCUUGGGUCACAGACCCACAAGACUCGUGCAGAGCAGAGGAUGCGCGCUGCCUACGAUAAGUGUACUGAUGUUUGGAAUGAUCGGCAUGAUGUGCGCGUUCUGUGGCAGGAGACGAUUGAGAUUGUGAGGCAAGCGUAUGCUGCGGAUUUUCAUGUUCCAUUGAACCACAUAGACUACGACAUUCCAGAUGUGCUGCGAGACAUAGCAGAAGGUAAGGAAGAGGGGGCACAUACAGGAGUAGAGGGGGAGCAGUUGCCUGAGGAUAGUGUUCAAAACUAA